Boleophthalmus pectinirostris (great blue-spotted mudskipper) is the source of this 2519-nucleotide messenger RNA. RefSeq names its product proline rich mitotic checkpoint control factor (gene prcc). Gene Ontology annotation, cellular component: nucleus. The record is from RefSeq and is a predicted model, not a curated record. The transcript has 7 exons. Bases 451 to 1674 code for a protein of 407 amino acids. NCBI's taxonomy places the organism in Eukaryota, Metazoa, Chordata, Actinopteri, Gobiiformes, Gobiidae.
CAGAACACACAUUUAUCUGUCAGCGAUGGAGGCUAAUGUUUUGAUGUUUUGAUGAAGCUUGGAUGCUAACUAGCGCGAUUUUCUUAUCGUAAUAUAACCUUAAACGCGCUGUUAGCUGUCGUCUUUAAAGCACAACUGCAGCUCUAUUAAUCCAACCAUCUGACCAUAAAGACAGUCAACUUGGAGAUAUCGCUGCAUUAGCCGUUUAGCUAAAGGAGUGUUGCAUAGUCCUGAUGGUUCAUUGAAUGUGUUUUGUUCUUAGUUUAGAAAGAUAAUCCAUGCACAUUGCUUUUCGAUACGUAUUUUAAUAUCUUAGUGGUAUCCUACCUUCAUCUUGAUCCAGAGCCACGGAACACCAUUGUUAGUGGGCUUGUUUCAGCGAGGAGAAAAAGAGGUUCUUCAUGUGCACAGGUCAUAGCAAUAAAUUAGCAUUUAAAACCAUCAGAAAAUAUGUCUUUAGUCGCUUAUGGCAGCAGUGAUGAAAGUGAUUCAGAAGAAACCUCCAGCUCGCCUCCGCAGAGUAAAGGAGGACUCUUCUCUGUCCUCCCAGCUCCUAAAAAGACGAGUGCUGUCAGUACUGGACCAAGUAUAAAACCCACAGCAAAACCAAGCACAGGGUCUGGGAAUAGCGUUUCCAACGAUGAGUCCAUCCCUCAGCCGCCUAAAGGAGGUCUGUUUGCCAGUCUGCCCAAACCCAGAAAGCGAAAUGAACCUGUCAGGAUUACUGCACCUCAGAUUCAGAAACGGGACUCGGACUCAGAUGAUGAUGAACCAACAAGCAAGAAAAAAGUUCAGGGAGGAGGUGGUACAGGCCUGUCUUCUCUUCUGCCACAGCCCAAAAACAUGUCAGUUAAAGAGACUGACAGACCAUUGAUUCCUUACACACUCACCAAACGACAAGAGCCUAAAGCAGCCAAACCGAGCGCUCCCUCUGCGUUGCUCAGUUCCAGUGCAUCUCCCUCUGCCAUCAAAGCUGCUGCCAAGUCUGCCGCCAUGCAACUCGCAAGACAAAUUGCGAGUGACGAUCAUGACGAGGAGGAAAUAAGCCCAGAGAAUUACUUUUCACUUGAAAGUAACUCUCAACUGGCUCCCGCUGCUGUCCCAGAGGUGGAGAAUGAGCCCAGACCUGUGAUUGAUCCUGUUCAGUUUGCAGCAUCAGAUGGACUGGGUCACUCAGAUGCACCUCUAGAUUUUGGGGCAAAUGCGGAGGAAGGUGGGGCAUGGGCAGGGCAAUACCAGGAGGCUGAUCCAGAAGCUUAUUCUCAGGGAUACUAUAAUCAGCCAUAUUAUGAAGAUCCUAAUGUUGACCAAGGAGAGACUGGAGAAACUGGAACAGAAGAGCCUGGCAACUCAGCCAUGUUUGAUGAAGAAGCAUUCAUGAGAUUGCAAGGGAAAAGAAACAGAGGAAAAGAGGAGAUAACCUUUCUGGAGAUUAAAGGUGAUGACCAGUUGAGUGGGACACAGCAGUGGUUGACCAAGAGCAUAACAGAAGAGAAACAAAAUCGAUCGUCUUUCAGCAAGAAAAGAGGAGGAAUGCCAACUGGACAACAGAGACGCAAGCACCAAAUCACAUAUCUUAUUCACCAGGCAAAGGAGCGCGAGUUGGAACUAAAAAACAGCUGGGCAGAGAACAAGCUAACUCGAAGACAAACCCAAGCCAAAUACGGCUUCUGAAACCUCCAAAUGAUGGACUUUUUAUGGAUAACCCACUGGUUUACCCUUUUGCUGUUCAGAUUUCACCUCUAAUAGGAGACAGGUAUACAGAUCUAGUUAGGACUAUAGUAUUUACCCUCCAACCUGUAUUUGUGUGAGAUAGAUAUUCAUUUUUGGUAACAUAUUUGAUAGUGUUCCUAUUGUACAUUAAACCACACAUAUUUACAGUAUCAUAUAGGAGAUAAGUCUGUUUUCUAAAAAUGCAAUGUACAUGUCUGAAUUCAGUUUUAUCUCUGGCAGAAAUAAUGUAAAGUGACCCAAUAAGACAUAUAUUAAUUGAAAAGCCAAAACAUUAAUGUUUUGGCUUUAAAUAUGUAUACAGACUAUUCAUAUUAACUAACAAAUCCCUUUUUGUGAGAACAGGUUUGAUUGUCUGGCAAUGCAUGCUUGUGGCAGCUGGUAACAAACUGUAACAUUUGUACAAAUUAUUUUUAAGAACAGUACAUUUAUAAUAAUCUCUUCUUCACAUGAUCAGAGUAUAGAUGUUAAUAUUGUAAAUAAAACUGCCAGAGAAUCAAGUCUGUCAUGGUAAAUGUUUCCUUUUGACAAUCCUGUUUUAGCUAUAUAUUGUCUGAACUCAAAUUUAUACUAAAGGUUAACUGUCCAUUAUCAUAAAUAAGAAAGCAUUGAUAAGCACUCAGUUUGAUCUAAAUAUUGAGCUAGCUGCCCUGUCUUCAUUUACAAAGGCCCUGCACAACCUCUUUGGAAAAAGAAAACUACAUAAGGCAAUACACAUUUGUACGAAACAUUUGAGCAUAUGAGUUUAUUAUUGUUGUGUUGUGAAAAAUAAACUUUUUGAGAGCGUU